Messenger RNA from Calypte anna (Anna's hummingbird), 9268 nucleotides. RefSeq names its product ADP-ribosylhydrolase like 1 (gene ADPRHL1). Gene Ontology annotation, biological process: protein de-ADP-ribosylation. The transcript is spliced from 8 exons. Gene Ontology annotation, molecular function: ADP-ribosylarginine-[protein] hydrolase activity; magnesium ion binding. The record is from RefSeq and is a predicted model, not a curated record. NCBI's taxonomy places the organism in Eukaryota, Metazoa, Chordata, Aves, Apodiformes, Trochilidae. The coding region runs from base 281 to 5656 and encodes 1791 amino acids.
UUUUGCACUUCUCUUUGCAGGUCAGCUCGUGGAGUUUCGUUGAACAAAGCCCCUGCAAAAUCCCUGGGUUAUGAAAUAUUUCCUCUCCGUCAGGUCCCGGGGAAGAGAUGGCAUCUGCAGAGCCAGAAAAGGAAGUCCUUGCCUUAUAGAGAGAGCUCUCGGUGUGACACAAUGGCUGCUAUAAAGUGUCAGGGGGAGCUGAGCUGAAGGCAAAGGAACAAAGGAAGAUCAAGAUUUGGUGGCUGUCUGGGACAAAAGGAAAGGGGGAAGUGUCUUGGGGAUGGAUAAAUUUAAGGCUGCGCUGGUGCUGGCUGGGGUAGGGGAUGCUCUCGGUUAUCGUAAUUUCUCCCGGGAAAACAAUGCCUUAGGGGCAAAAAUCCAGCAGGAGCUGAAGGAAAUCGGAGGGCUUGAGAACCUGGUGCUCUCCCCCGACAAGUGGCCAGUAAGUGACAACACGCUCAUGCACAUGGCUACAGCAGAGGCUGUCAUCACAGAGUACUGGAGUUUAGAAGACCUGUACAGAGAGCUGGUGAAACGCUACGUGGAUGCUAUUGACAGGCUCCCAGGGAGGAGGCCAGACCCUGCCACUGUUGAAGGCUGCAGAGAAUUAAAACCAGACAACUACCUUCUGGCUUGGCACACACCAUUCAAUGAAAAGGGUUCUGGAUUUGGAGCAUCCACAAAAGCCAUGUGCCUAGGGAUGAGGUACUGGAAGCCGGAAAAGCUGGAGUCACUCAUUGAAGUCAGCAUCGAGUGUGGGCGAAUGACUCACAACCAUCCCACAGGCUUUCUAGGGUCCCUAUGCACAGCUCUCUUUGUGUCGUAUGCAAUACAAGGGAAACCCCUUGUGCAGUGGGGAAGAGAGAUGAUGAAGGUUGUGCCAAUGGCUGAAGACUACUGCAAGAAAACCAUUCGCCACAUGGCAGAAUAUCAAGAGCACUGGUUUUACUUCGAAGCCAAGUGGCAAUUUUAUUUGGAGGAGAGAGAAAUCAACGAGGAAAAUCAGAAUAAACCUGUCUUUCCAGACAACUAUGAUGCAGAGGAGAGAGAAAAGACUUACAAGAGGUGGAGCUCUGAGGGCCGGGGGGGAAGACGAGGCCACGAUGCCCCCAUGAUUGCCUACGAUGCUCUUCUGGGCUGUGGUGGGGACUGGACCGAGCUCUGCAACCGCUCCAUGUUCCACGGAGGAGAAAGCGCGGCGACGGGGUCUAUUGCCGGCUGCCUCUACGGGCUGGUGUACGGGCUCAGCAAGGUUCCCAAGGGCUUGUACCGGGACCUGGAAGAAAGGGAGAGGCUGGAGUACUUGGGAGAGAAUCUUUACCGACUGUCCCUGGAGGAAAACACCAAAAGCACACGCUUUUGUGGAGAUGAUAAGAUGCUGGUAGACCCCUUGGUGCUGAAGAAGAAGCUGAGUAGGAUGGCAACAGAGCAAGGGGCCUUUGCUGUUCUCAGCAGCCUGCUGCUGUACGUCACAGAGCUCGCAGCCGGCGACCCACAGCUCAGCAGCAAGAGGACAAAAUGGGCAGAAGGUAAAGAAAACAAGGUGAGUUGUAACCAGCCGUGUCCAGGUCCAAACAGGGGCCAGCAUCCAACCAGAUUUCAGCUGUUGAGGGCCAGGUUUCUUAACAACAACCGUGAGCCGUACACCAAGAAAAGAAGAGAAGUUGGCAAACUGGUCAUUAAAGAGAAGCUGUGGGUGAGCAGGGCUGGUAGGAGAGGAGAUGGAAAAGCAGAGGAGGAGGAUGCCAACACAGGGCCCAGUGAGAGGGCCAGGUGGGGCAGCACGACUGGGAAAAACAGAGUGAAGGACAUCCUGAAGAAAUUUUUAGCUGCCGAAGAAAAAGAAGCCAAGGAGAAGUCUCCUAGCUGGAAAAAGAAAGGACCAAACAGCGACUUGCCAAAAAUAGUCAACAGGAGUUCAGUCCUGUCCAAACUGAAGGAGCAGUUUGAACAAAGCACUCUCCGUUCAGCCACGGAGGUGAAAGCAUCACUCUUGCACAAGGGUGAGAAGAAGACUAAGAGCUCCCUGAGCAGAAAAACCAUCCGUAAGCCAGAGGUCAGGGUGCUGCGCACGGCUGCAAUGACAGCGACGGGAAUCAAGAGCCCAGAGUCCCAGUACUUGGUGUGCUCCACGGUCCCGGUGCCCAGACUCAGCAUGGCUACCAAAAUUAACCAUCCCUGGAGCUGGUCAAAAAAUAACACUACAAAGCAGCCUUUGGGUCAUGACACACCACCGAAGGAAAAGCUGGGGUCUGACAAAGAGCUGAUGGAGAACAAAACAGCAGCAAAUGCAGCAGAGGACAGGGUGGAUGAAAAAGAGUUACUGGUGGCACGCAGGGCCAUGUCGGAUGAAAAGGAUAGUGCUGAGGCUGACAUAAAUUCCACAAAGCAAGGACCUGACUUUAACCCUAAUCUAGAUAGCUUUUCUACUACCUAUAGAAACCAAGAUCUUGCAGACUGCCUUUCUCCCAUGGCUGAAUAUAGUCUAGAUUGUGACAGAAGUAACAUGAUGGCCGGGCCUGAUACAACUUCACUACUUGGGACUACCCAUGCUGUUCAAUAUGCUAAGGAAGACAGUCCACCUUCUAACUCACCUUACUCCAGCACAGCUGAUGGAUCCCACGAGCAAAGUCCUCAGGAUAUUAACACAGGUGAAAUUCCUGAAAUAACUAUGUACCUAUCCAGUUCAGAGGAAGCUGACACAGAGUUCAUAGAGCCAGAAAAUGAUCCUGUCUUUACAUGCCAAGAAUGUUUUCCAGAGCUGAAAGAAUUGGAAAACAUUCUGACAUUUCACUGUGCAGGAGUUCAAGCAUCUUGUGAAACUGAGCCUUCAGUGGAGGAUCAACAGAUAACUCUCCUAACACCAGCUUCUGGCAAAAAGCCACCCAUAGACCAAAAAGAGGCACCAGGUUUAAGAGUCAGACCUUCUGAGGAAGCCAAAGAAGGAGAAAAAUAUCAUAGUGAAGAUAAGAUAUCCUCCAUUUCUAGCAAAAAUUAUAUUGAUGUCCCAACCCAAAAGGAAGAAGAGAAUAAAACACCCAGCAGUCCAAUGCAAAAUGAAUCAAAAAACAAGCAGCCACAGCCUUCUCAUAUGCCCAGUCCACAGAAUAACUUUGGUAAUUCCGGUGCUGGCAUAUCAAAUCCAGAUGUAAAUCAGACCAAACAUACACUCUUCUCAACUGAGAGCCAGGAGCAGAAGCCAGGUGCUGCAGAAGAAGAAAACAUCUCUUCUCAUUUAGAAAAAACACAAAUCCCUUUGCCAGGGGACCUAAUGAAGCAGAACUUCUACAUUGCAGAAGAUUUUGGGAAGGACAGGUUACCUUCAUCUAAUGAAAUGAAGAAUCAUGCAAACAAUCAAGCCCUGGGCAGGAGUACCUUGACUGACUUGGAGACCUGUCACAAUCAAUCUCAGUCUUUCAUUGAGCGAGAAGAGGGCAUUGCAGAUGAGAUGCCCUGGCCUGACUCUGAGGCAUGGCAGUCACCCCCACCUAACCCUUUCCCAACACCAAUGUGUGGGAUUGCAGGACAGAGAACCCAUCAUACUCUUGAAAAUCCCUCAGCUCUCCCACCUAUUGAUCUGAGGGCUGGUGGUGUGGGAGAGGAGCAUGCCAGCCAUGGCUUUGAGGACUCAUUACCCUUUUCAGAGGAUCUGACUAACUCUGGGAAUGAUGCUAAGGUGAAGGAGAAAAAUGAAUGUGAUUUCAAGAACAAAGUGCUGUCCCCAAAUCAUCCAAUAGAAAAUGAAAACUCUACAGCUGAAGAGACAAAUGCAUGUCAGAACAUGGAGAAUUGUCUUUCACUUUCAACCAAGAAGCCAGGAAAACAUGAAAAUAAAACUGUGAUGUCAAGAAAGCCCACACCACCCUUGGAGAAGAACCAAACACCAACUUCAGAUGAUACCAUGAAGCAAGGAAGUGAUAAGCUGGAAGAGAACCUGUUUCCUGCAUCAACUGAGCUGAUUUCCGACCAAAAGAAGCAUACAAAGGGUAGUGAUAAAGUCUCCAAACACAGAAAGGAUGAGCUCCUGCCAUCAGAUGAUGACAUGAAGCAUAAGAAUUAUCAGAUGGAGACAGAAGAGAGAGAAGAGAGAAAUGUCUUGCAUAAACCCAAGGAGGACCAACUACCCAGCUACCCAACACCAAGUGAUACCAUGGAUUAUGAUAAUAACUCUUCAUAUGAGAAGAAUGCUCAUAGACCUCAAACAUCCCAGUUACCUUCAAUGGAGCACGAUAGUGACAUUCAAGGAGUGAGAAAUACUGACCAGAGUUUGAAGUGUCUGACACCUUCAAGAGAUUUUAUGAAACACGAGCAUGAUCUGACAGUAGAUGAAAACAUCUACUGUAACAACAGGCAACACCACCAGUCCUCAUCAAAUGAACCAAUGGAACAUGCAAAUAGCAGUGCAGAGGAAAGAAACAUCAAGUCAGACUUCAAAAAUUAUUCAGUGCCAACAAAAACUACAUCAAGGCAGGACAAUCAGACUACUGAUGAGGAGAAUACCCCUCCUAAUUUGAAAAAAGAACCAUUGCAGAAUCAAAAGAGUCGUGAAGGAGAGAGGAAUACUUUGUGUGAUCCUAAAAAUCAACUACCAUCACUGAAUCCAUUGAUGAAGGAAGAGAUGAAAUUGUCCCCUCUAGAGACAGAAAAGCAGAUGUCAGCAGGUGACUUUUUAAAGCCUAACACUACAUUAGACAAACAAAAGAAUAAAUCUACUUCUGAGAAGCACCAGUCACCUUCUUUAAACAAAGUGCUUCAGCCUCAAGAAAGAAACUCUUCAGAAGGGAGAAAACAAGGGAUCCCAGCAGAGGAGGACACCGGGUCACCUGAAACAAAGGUUUUAAAUGAGAAUGAUAAACACCAGUGUUCUGGGAACCAUCAGUUACCUCCUUUGAGUAAAUCAGCAAAGCCUGAGAAAGAUAUUCCCAGAGGAGAAAAACAACAAACUGUAUCUGAAAGUUUUACAGAGCCUGAUGCAAGUGCUGUAGAAGAUAAAGGCAAAGAUCUAGGUUCUAGGGUUUGCCAGUCACCACCUUCAAAUUCAUCGGUGGAGCCUCAAGAAAAGAAUGUCACAGCCAAAAAGAAGCAAUCCACACCACCAGCUGAUGAAAAACCAACAUAUAAAACUGGCAGUCUGGAAGAGAAUAGUGGUCCUGAGAGAAGAGAGAAGCACCAGCUGAGCUCUUCAGCUCAAACCGAGAGGCAUGGCAAUGAUGGCUCAGGGAAGGAAGGCCCUGUAGACAACUUAAAGAGCUAUCAAACUCCAUUGCCAACUGAUGGCAUAAAGUAUAAAAGCAAUACUGUUCCAAAAGAGACCAGUUUGUCUAAUACAGAGAAGUCCCCCGUAUCAUCCCCAGGUUUUGAUGCAUCAAAAUGUGAAAAAGUUCCUGUGGAAAAUAAGGGAAAACAUCCUGGAUUUAAGAAGUACCAGGCACGCUCAUCAAAGAAUUUGGUGAGGUGUGAGAAAGAUGUUGCUGAAAGGGAGGAGAGCUGGCAAACAGCUGGCAAAACAAGUGAGAGAAAAGCAGAACCAGGGAACUUCUCUAAAGCAGCAUCAUUGUCAAAAUACACAGUGGAAAGCUACGGUGAAGGACCCUCAGAGUCAUCUUUCAAGCCACUGAUCAUCACAGUAGCUGACACAUUUAAACAUCACAGCUAAAAUAUUAAGCUAUAGCUAAGACAAGAACUUACAACUGAUCAUGCUACCUAUUCUCUCUGUCUUUCAUUUUUCUUUUACUAUCCAGGGCAUUAAAUUAUAAUUUUUUAAUCACAAGGACAUUGAUGUGCAUCUAUUUGAGCCGGGCUUUUUCCCAUUCUUAAACAUUAGCCUGAAGACAUGAAUUAAAUUAAUCACUGCAAAUGAAUUAGCUAAUCAGUGAAUAAAUCACCAGUUUAUAAAUUAAAUAUGAGAAGGGCUUUGAGAUCAGCAUGAAUUCAGCCCUGCUCCAGACUCUUAUUUCUAGCUAAUGGGUUUUGUUUGUAACAAAGACGACUGUUCAGGGUGAACUCUAUUUGUAUUUACUUAUUCUAAUGAGACUCUGCUAGUACUUCUUCCAAGAAUGGUGGUAGGCAGUGUCAGCUUUAAUUAUGUCAAAACGUGGUUGUUCUGAACUCUGCCUUUCUACAGAUUAAUGGGGACUGUUGAUCUAUUGCUGCACUGAGUGGCACCAUUAGCAAAAGUAGUGAGGAAAGGAAAGGAAUGCUUCAUAUAUCCACAGAAAAAUCCUCGAAGGACAUUGGUGCUACAAGAGGGUUUGCUGCUAAUACAAAUAUUCAGCCUCAUUAAUAUUAAUAUUGGAAAAAUAAUGAUUUAACCUCCUCUGAAGCUAUUUGCACUUUGGCCAUACACUGUCUGCAUUAUUGCCGUAAAGAGGCUCCCUUUCAAGGGGUUCUUAAUUACUGCAGAUGCAGCAAGCAUAAGAGCUCAGAAAAUCCCCACACUGAAAGGCCCUGCAGACCUUUCCUGGGGACAAUGUGAGCCAGAGAGACCCAAUACCCUGCGGGGACAAUUCAGCUCUUCCAGGGACAUCUGUCCCACUACAAAUCCAGGGGUGCACGUACAUGAAGCAGGUGCCACAGCUCAUGUUAAAAGUCUUAGGAAGAGUUUAUUUUUCCGUGCCGUGGGAAACAGCAGUAAGAAGCAACCAGUGUCCCUGAAACCUACUGAGGGGAUCUCACUUUUUGUGUUUUUAUAGUAAAAGCAACUUCUGUGUAAUGCUUGCAUGCGAUUAAUGUUUUUUUGGAAAAGUGAAGGCAAGGUUGCUGCCUCGGGUGCUGUGGCAGAGCUGUGAAAGACAGAAAUCUCCCAGCACCACUCUCCCAUAUGCCAGGUUAGCUUAGUGUUGUAACCACACAUUCAGGUUAACACUUACUGUGGAGGAACCCAAGAGGUACAUCCUAAGGACUUGCCUUCAGAAAGUUGCAGAGUUAUCCAGCAAAGAGUUCACUCAAGUGAGAUCCUGUUACCCCAUGGCAGAGGCAUCCCUUCAGUUUUUACAAUGCUUUCCACAACCAAGCUCUGUACAGAUGAGACUGACUAUUGCUCCAGCCCAGGUUGGCAGAGUGCCCUGACCCAUUGCCAGUAAGGGAAUAAGGACAAGAGCAGGGCUGGCAGCAAGCUGAGAUCCAACCCAUUUGCCAGCACAAUACACACGAGUCACAUACGUGACAACUGGGCUGGCCCAGCCGGGGAUGCAGCUGCCAGUCCUGCAGAAUUUACUGAUGCUGCCCUUCUGCACAGGGAUGUGUUUCACCCACAGAGAUUUUAUGAUCUGGCAAGCAUAAUGUUUGCCAUAAAGUGGUCACUUUGCACUAAGCCAAAAUUGUCAUUUACUUUUUAUUGUCCAUUAUUUCAUUUCCCACUUGAGAAAAGCCUUCAAAAUAUAAAGCAUUUGCACCAGACUUGAACAGUCAAUUCUCUAUUAGCUGGCUUCUCCUGGCAGCACAGAAGACAUUUUAGUUAUUCUUCUCUUAAUCUUUUAAAAGAAAUGUAAAAUUUGUUUUAUAAUUUUUGCUUAUUCACAUCUGGAAACAAAUUCACUCUGCCACAAAUUAAAUAAUUUGUCCUGUCCUCCAGGUAUUAAGGAGGUACCAUUAAGGAGAGGUAGUCAGCACGUAGCAGGAGGCCCUCAACUCUCUCAAUUUACACCCAAAAUAUUUGUUUUUCCUCAGCAGAGAUACAACACUAGGAGACUAAGCCCUCUAUUUUCAGGACAAGUCAGGCAGAGUCAUCUUGUGGGGAGUUAAGUUUCAGGCUGCCACAUGCCUUAAUCUCUGCUGGUAAAACAUAAAUCAUCCAUCCAAGUCAAUUUACCAUUCUUCCCUGAAAUGCACUUAAAAAGCCUUGCAGAUUUGCACUAUAUGUACCCUUAAGGGUAAUGCCUCACUUAAACAAAUCACUGAGUUGUGUUUCAAGAGCUGACACAAUUAAUCCUCCAGGAAAGAAGCAAGCAAGGCCAGACGAAUUCCAGUGGUGAUGGUUAGAAGAGCAAUAGCAGGCUGGUGUGUCUUGCAGGCAACAGUUCAUAUCAAGCCACUCCAGAUCAUGCUGGCAGGAAAUUUAGCACUGAUAAUAAGCAAAGAAAUGUCAGAAAUGGGUAUUUCAGGAAAGGCAGGAGUUCCAGGAGGAGUAUGAAGAUCUACAUCAGCUGUGCCAGAUGAUGUGCAAAUGGCAAGGCUCAAACCCUGGCGACAUCCUUGCUCAUGGGAGAUGCUUAACAAAAAUAAAGUUUCAUUCCCAGUUUCGAGGAGUCCUUCCCAACCUCCUUUGCUUCAGGAGGAGAAGCCCCAUGACUCUGCUCUCCUUUAAGCACAUCUCCAACCUCAGCACAGAAGAGGCAGUGAAGAGAGCCCUCCUGGACUAUCAUUUCACUUGGAGUAGGAAAAGUGUUUUUGAUGCUUCUGCCUGCAGAUCUCUCAGCUUCCAUAGUUUUGCACAGCAGUGUUAAAGCUGGAAUUGUUUAAGUGUUUAAGAGGAGUCCCAUCUCCAAGCUGGACCUGGGGCACCUAAAAGGUGCCAGCUGAAGAAGCAGGUCUGAGGGGGACUCAGUGGUAAGUGACGGGAUAGAAGGUUGGGGCAAGCAGAGAAGCCAUGCAGGCUUCCAGUAGAAAUCACCAGUAAAUUCUUUCAAAUUUUUAAUGUCCUCCCUAACUAGGCUGUAAUAAAAAGCUCUCCCAGCACUUCACAUUGGAAGGACACCUCUUAGGUGGGCUAAGUAGUAUGGGAUUCACAAAAGGAUUGGUUUGGGGUGAUUAAGGUGGCCAAGCAUGGACCCAAAGAAACCUGCACACUGCUGUGGCAGUAUAGUCCCCUUCCCCACACUUAAACACGUGGCUGUCAUCUCCAGCAGCCCCAUUCACCUUCCCACAUUUCUGGCUGAGGGACAAAGCUCUAACUUUGGUCCCCAAACCCAGUGCUAGAUAAACUGCCCUCUGGGUGUGCCUCACUCUCCAUCUCCUAAAGCAGCACAGCUCUCGACUGAGGUGUCUGAAGCAAACUGGGACAAACCCAGGCCCCAGAGGGUAAAGAAAACAACACUUUCUCCAAAAUAUUCAUUAAUUAAAUGUGAUGCCCAUAUUUCUGGGGCAUCAGGUGCCAAAAGAGCUCAGAGAGACCAGGGGAAGGGCUGAGGGCUCCCUUUCCCCCACCCAGAUCAAAAAACAGCUGCUAAGAGUGAGCAUUAUCUCAUUUAAACUGUGAUGAAGAGCUCUCCCUUGCUGAUUCCUUUUUUCUCUUCCUUUCCUUUCCUUUCCUUUCCUUUCCUUUCCUUUC